Messenger RNA from Lemur catta (Ring-tailed lemur), 10588 nucleotides. RefSeq names its product PPARG coactivator 1 beta (gene PPARGC1B). Gene Ontology annotation, cellular component: nucleus. The transcript is spliced from 12 exons. The coding region runs from base 84 to 3113 and encodes 1009 amino acids. NCBI's taxonomy places the organism in Eukaryota, Metazoa, Chordata, Mammalia, Primates, Lemuridae. The record is from RefSeq and is a predicted model, not a curated record. Gene Ontology annotation, molecular function: transcription factor binding; RNA binding. Gene Ontology annotation, biological process: positive regulation of transcription by RNA polymerase II.
CCCUCCCUCGCUCGCUCGCGCGCUCCCUCCCCCCGGGCCGGCUCGGCUCUGACUCCGCCGCACGCUGCAGCCGCGGCUGGAAGAUGGCGGGGAACGACUGCGGCGCGCUGCUGGACGAAGAGCUCUCCUCCUUCUUCCUGAACUAUCUCGCUGACACGCAGGCUGGGGCUUCUGGGGAGGAGCAACUGUGUGCCGACUUUCCAGAGCUCGACCUCUCCCAGCUGGAUGCCAGCGACUUUGACUCGGCCACUUGCUUUGGGGAGCUGCAGUGGUGCCCAGAGAACUCUGAAACUGAACCCAGCCAGUACAGCCCCGAUGACUCCGAGCUCUUCCAGAUCGACAGUGAGAAUGAGGCUCUCCUGGCAGAGCUCACCAAGACCCUGGACGACAUGCCCGAAGACGACGUGGCUCUGGCUGCCUUCCCGGCCCUGGAUGGUGGAGACGUGCCAUCCUGCACCUCAGCGUCACCUGCCCCAUCAUCUGCGCCCUCCAGCCCUGCUCUGGAGACACCCCCAGCCCCAGCCCCUGAGAUGGAUGAGCUCUCGCUGCUGCAGAAGCUCCUCCUCGCCACAUCCUCCCCAGCGUCAAGCUCUGACACCCAGAAGGAAGGGACCUCCUGGCGCCAGGCAGGCCUCAGGUCCAAAAGUCAGCGGCCUUAUGUCAAGGUAGACAACACCCACGACAAGAAGGCCCCCACGACGCAGCCUCCGAGCCGGAGUUGUACAGAGCUGCAUAAGCACCUCACCUCGAAAGCCCACUCCCCGGACAGGGGCCUGCAGCUGCCACCCCCCUGGAGUCCCCGGCCUCCUGCCAAGGAGGAUGAGGAGCCGGGUGAGGACUGCCCGAGCCCCCAGCCAGCCUCAGCCUCUCCCCGGGACUCCCCGGAGCUGCCUAGGACAGGGCCUGGUGCCCGGGUCCCCCAGGAGGACAUGCAGGCUGUGGUGCAGCUCAUCCGCUACAUGCACACCUACUGCCUCCCCCAGAGGAAGCUGCCAGCCCCCCUGCCCUGCGGCAGCCCCUCCACUCAAGUCAGGCCCCGGCCCCAGCACCCCUCCAAAGCCUCCUGGGCUGAGUUCUCCAUUCUGAGGGAACUUCUGGCUCGAGAUGUCCUCUGCGAUGUCAGCAAACCCUACCGCCUGGCCACGCCUGUCUACGCCUCCCUCACACCGCAGUCCAAGCCCAGGCCCCCCAAAGACGGCCAGGCCUCUCCUGGCCACCCACCCCCUGUGGAGGAGGUAAGGAUCGCAGCUUCGCCCAAGAACGCCGGGCCCAGACCGAGCCUGCGCCCACUGCGGCUGGAGGUGAAAGGGGAUGUCCGCCGGCCUGCCAGGCUGCAGCAGCAGGAGGAGGAAGAAGAUGAGGAAGAGGAAGAAGAAAAAGAAGAGGAGGAGGAGGAGGAGGAGGAGUGGGGCAGGAAAAGGCCAGGCCGAGGCCUGCUGUGGACCAAGCUGGGGAGGAAGCUGGGGAGCUCUGUGUGCCCCGUGCGGCGGUCACGGAGACUGAACCCCGAGCUGGGGCCCUGGCUGACAUUUGCUGACGAGUCGCUAGUCCCCUCGGAGCCCCAGGGUGCUCUGCCCUCGCUGUGCCUGUCUCCCAAGGCCUACAACACUGAGGGGGAGCUGGGCAGCUCCACGGACGAGGACACUGGCCAAGACCAGCAGCUUCUACUGGGACCCCAGAUUCCUGCCCUGGAGAGCCCCUGUGAGAGUGGGUGUGGGGACACGGAUGAGGACCCCAGCUGCCCGAGGCUCCCCAGAGACUCUCCCAGGUGCCUCAUGCUGGCCUUGUCACAAAGCGACCCUCCUUUUGGCAAGAAGAGCUUUGAGCAGACCUUGACAGUGGAGCUCUGUGGCACAGCAGGACUCACCCCACCCACCACACCCCCGUACAAGCCCACAGAGGAGGACCCCUUCAAGCCAGACAUCAAGCACAGCUUGGGCAACGACACAGCUCCCAGCCUCCCCUCUCCUGAGGGCCUCCAGCUGGGGGCCACCUCGGGGCCUGCCCACAAGCUGCCAAAGAGGCACCCAGAGCGGAGUGAGCUCCUGUCCCACCUGCGGCAUGCCACGGCCCAGCCGGCCUCCCAGGCUGGCCAGAAGCGCCCCUUCUCCUGUUCCUUCGGAGACCAUGACUACUGCCAGGUGCUCAGGCCAGAGGGCGCCCUGCAGAGGAAGGUGCUGAGGUCCUGGGAGCCAUCUGGGGUCCACCUUGAGGACUGGUGCCAGCAGGGUGCCCCUCGGGUGGAGGCACAGGCCCCCGGCAGGGAGGAAGACAGAAGCUGUGAUGCUGGCAUCCCACCCAAGGACAGCAUGCUGCUGAGAGACCACGAGAUCCGCGCCAGCCUCACGAAGCACUUUGGUCUGCUGGAGACCGCCCUGGACGAUGAAGACCUGGCCUCGUGUAAGAGCCCUGAAUAUGACACCGUCUUUGAGGACAGCAGCAGCAGCAGUGGUGAAAGCAGCUUCCUCCUGGAGGAGGAAGAGGAGGAGGAGGAGGACAAUGAAGAAGAGGACUCAGGGGUCAGCCCCCCUCGCUCUGACCACUGCCCCUACCAGAGCCCACCAAGCAAGGCCAGUCGGCCACUCUGUUCCCGCAGCCGCUCGAGCUCUGGCUCCUCAUCCUGCCGCUCCUGGUCACCAGCCACCCGAAGGAACUUCAGAUGUGAGAGCAGAGGGCCGUGUUCAGACAGAACGCCAAGCGUCCGGCAUGCCAGGAAGCGGCGGGAAAAGGCCAUUGGCGAAGGCCGUGUGGUGUACGUUCGAAAUCUCUCCAGCGACAUGAGCUCCCGAGAGCUGAAGAGGCGCUUCGAAGUGUUUGGCGAGAUCGUAGAGUGCCAGGUGCUUACGAGAAGUAAGAGAGGUGAGAAGUACGGCUUCAUCACCUACCGGUGUUCCGAGCACGCAGCCCUCUCUCUGAGGAAGGGCGCUGCCCUGAGGAAGCGCAACGAGCCCGCCUUCCAGCUGAGCUCCGGAGGGCUCCGGCACUUCCGCUGGCCCAGGUUCACUGACUACGAUUCCAAUUCAGACGAGGCCCUUCCUGCGUCAGGAAAGAGCAAGUACGAAGCCAUGGAUUUCGACAGCUUGCUGAAAGAGGCCCAGCAGAGCCUGCAUUGAUAACAGCCUUAACCCUCGAGGAAUACCUCAAUACCUCAGACAAGGCCCUUCCAAUAUGUUUACGUUUUCAAAGAAAUCAAGUAUCUGAGAAGGAGAGAGAGCGAGCGCGCAUGAGACAGAACACACGUGAGAGAGAGACUUGAAACUACUGUCCUUUUAAAAAAAAAAAUCAAUGUUUACAUUGAACAAAGCUGCUUCUGUCUGUGAGUUUCCAUGGUGUUGACGUUCCACUGCCACAUUAGUGUCUGCGCUUCCAACGGGUUGUCCCGGGUGCGCCUUGAAGUGCUGGUCGGUCACCCAUUGCCCCCGCCGUCCCGACGGCCUUCCUCUCGUAGACUCGCAGCUGUGUUCCCCAUACCAUUUCUUGUCUGUAGUGUGUGAUGAUGAACUCGUUACUUGUGAAUAGAAUCAGGAUUAUAAACUCAUUUUUAAUUGAAGAAAAAAAAAGUAUAUCCUUAAAAUAAUGUAUUUAUGGCUCAGAUGUACUGUGCCUGGGAUUAUUGUAUCGCUUCCUUGAUUUUUUAACUAUGCACUGGCAUGAGGUGUUUGCCACUGAGCUGCUCUGCUCCCCUUGCCAGAUUGCCCUCGAGGUGCUGGGUGGCCGGUAGGCUGGUCCCCGGGAAAGCAUGGCCUGCAGCCACAAUGAAGAGCCGUGGAGAGAGGUUUCCAAGCCAUUUCUGUCAAGCCCUACCCCGUCUUGUAUUGAGCUAGUCCAGCUCACGCAUAGAGUGGGUGCCCGUCUAUCAGUGUGCAGACCCUCAGAUACCUUGGAAGGUAGGUGGGGUGAGCUGUAUUGCUCCCGUUUUCCGGGUGAGGCUGGUCAUGACCCGAGAGGCAAAAUGACUUGAGCAAGGUCCCAUAGCCAGUGAGAAGGCAGAGCGGUGACCCAGACCAGGCCUUGUGAUUCCUGGUCCCAUGCUUCUGCAGUAGCUGGGGUAAAGAUGCAAAGUUUCAGGGACUGGUGGAGGUGAGUUUGGCUACAUUGGGCACCAGACUAGUAGCCUGAGGGCCCAUUUCAGGGGUUAAGUCGGCAGUUGACUCACCAGCAUCAGGUGAAUUCAAGCUGUGGCCUGCGUCUUGGUGUGCCGUCAGCUUUAAUCCCGGAUGGUCCUGCAGUUUGCCUCUGCCUGUGGACACACCAUCACAGCUUCAGUGACCUCCUGGCAGUGGUACAGACAGGUCUGGGAGCAAUUGUUUUGGGGGGGCCAACUCCCAAGCCAUCCCACUCCCUUCAGCUAGUCCCUUGUCUUAAGCUUUUCCUCGUCUGGAAAGUUGUUUUGGUGGCGUGGGGCAGGGGGAGCCAGGAGGAGGACGUGAGGGUCAGGGAUGGAUAAGACAAUCUCCUAGCUCCCUCCAGCUUAGAAAACAUUCUAAUCGGGCUUUACUUUAAACCUUAUGUUCUUCAGUAAUGUCAAAGCUAUGUCCAGCUUGAUGUUCUGCAGGUGCCUUGGGGGCCAUUCAUGAGGGAGAGCGUGGCCAGGCAGGGUAUGAGUGCAUUGCCUCUGCUUCAGGCAGAGCAGUUUCUCCUGAUCUCUUUCAUACAUCAGGGUUUCUUGGGAAAUUUUUGUAUUUAAAAAAAAAAAAAGUCCCAUUGCUUUAAAAAAAUUGAAGGUGACUCAUUAAACUAAACAAGCUAAUUGAAUUUUUUGCUAAUGCCAAGCUUAGUCCUUUGAGAAUUGGUAGUUGAUUUUAUUUUUUAAGAUUAUCAAAUACCUCGGUAGGUAAUCUGAGCCCACGAUCUCGUCCUGGGUGGUGAGCAUACUCCCAGCCCGUGGAUAAGGAUAGGGGAGACAGGCGUUAGCAGGGAUAGGGAAUUUGAGCUCCUGUGUGUCAAGUCCAUUGACCUCUCUGGACCCUUUUCCAUGAAAUGGACUGAAGGGGAGAAUUAGGCAAGUUCCAGCAGUCUUAGCUUCUGCUAAGGUGGUAUCUGGCUCAAGUUGGCAAAUACACAGCACAUGUGCUACUACUAUUCCCACGUCUCCAGGCCAAUGCAGACAUAACUAAUCAAUCACAGCACUCAUGUUCUUUGAGCCUGGAUAAGAAUCCUUAAUACAGUGCUCUGGGAAGCCAUUACUAAUUGAUCAGAGUUUAAUCUCUUUGACGUGCUGGCCUAAUCUUUGGAAGAUUUCUGUCAAUCACAUAGAAACAUAUGCUGGCUGGGUUUCCUGCUGGCCCAUCCUUGUCUUUCAUGUCCUGAUCCAUGAGAGAAAACUCUCCUAAAGCCAUUCCUUGGCACAAGACCCCUAAUACUACUGUGACACACAACUGCACUUGGGUAGGGCAGGGUGGUGGUGGCGGGUAGUGGAAUAGCAGACAGGAACAUAUUAGGGGAAGGCAGGGCUUAUGAGGAUGGACCAAAAAUGAAACUUUGCACAGCACAGACCUGUUGGUUCAGAAUUCCUUUGUAGCUAUUCACUGCCUAGCACAUAGUAGGGACACAAUAAACAGUUAUGGAAUGGAGUCGAAUUUAAAUCACGAAGUCAUGAUUUGCAUCAAGAAGAAAACAAAGAUUUUACCUUGCGGAAGCCAGUAGGAGAGAGCACUAGAUGCAGAGUCUGGAGAGCUGGGAGGAGUCCCGACUUCACCAAGAAUUAAAGUCCCUUCACCUGCCUGGCCUCAGUGUGCUGGAGGGAGUUAGAUGAUAUGUCUCUAAGCCCCUCCUCUUUGCUUGAUUGCAUUUGGCCAGAGGGUCUGCCUUGAGCCGGUUGGUGGUCCUUCAGGGUAAAGAAAUACAGAUUUUUAGUGAAGGAUGAGUCUCUCGCCCCCCUUUGGGGUCAGUUGAAGCUGCCCUUUCACAUCAGAUUAAUCCAGGGCACUUGAAGUUACUUAGGUGUUGGCCCUUGAGCAGAGCAGAGAUGUGAGUGUGGCAUUGGGUCGUGACAUGCCUAAUGUUAGAGCUGGUGGCCACGAAUGAGGGACACUGCCUGCCAAGGGCACCAAGUAGUCUCUGUUUGCCAUCCCAUACAUAAAAGGCUAUAAGUUCUCAAAUUGACCAACCCUGCAGACAACCUCUAUCCGGAAGGACUCAUUCGGUGCUGUGAUUAUUUACCAAGGAAACUCCGAGGUCUCUCCAGCAAAACUAGUCAACCUUUGUCUCUUUCCCACCAAAUUAAGGAGUAACCCAGAGGGAGCAGCUGCCAUUGGCAACCAUCUCGUUGUAGCUCUGUCCUAGUGUUUGCUCUCAAUGAUGUUUACAUGUGAUCACCCUACAAGCUUACUGUAGACUGUGUCAAUAGCCGCCCUCGUGGGGCAGGUCGUGCUGUCCAUCUCUGUGCCGUGCUGGUGUUUUCCAAAAAUGUCUGAUCCAAACACUAAGUGGAAUUCUUCCAUCUCCUUCUUCAGUCUGUACAAGGCUGAAUCAGAAUCCUCACUCUCGGGGGCUCUGGUUACUGAAGGAAAAUGCAUCAAAGAGGUAAAGAAUACGAGUGGAUGGAGUGCAGCUAAGACCCCCCACCCUCUUCCCCCCCUCACACCUUGGCCCCCCAACCAGAGAAUGGCUUUGAGUCAAAAAGCACUGGUUGGGUCUGCAUCUGCCUUGAGAUCUCGCAGCACUGAGUGUCGUAUGUGCCCAGAAAAAAGGCAGGGCUUUGGGGGCUGGAGGAGGAAGGGAGAAACGCUCUGAGUUGUAAAGACUCAGUCCUCAAGUCCUGACAUGGGAAGAGAUGCAAUAAGACAUCUUUCAUUGCCUAAAACCUGUGCUUGUUAGUUUUUCUAGACAUGUGCAAUAUGCCUGCCAGGGCCACUGUGGAGGGGCUGGGGAGGGCAAGCCCAGUCCUUCUACAUGGACAGCUCAGUUCAUGGCCCAUCCUAGGCCUUGAGUUCAGUUGAAAUCUCAGCUGAGCCUGUGGUUUGAGAGAUGGGUCAUCCCAACUGUGAAACAGAAUGAACUUAGAGCAUGUGUUGAUCUGACUCACUGAUGUCAACAUUACGGUAUUUUUCUUAGCAUAUGAGAUUUAGCAGCUGCCCUCAGUUUGGGGGAACCCUACAUCCCACCAUCAGAUAUGAUCAAGGAGAGAAAUUGGAUGUGCAAUAGCAAAGAAAGUGAACCUAAUGGUUUCACUGGCCAAAGAAGAGGGACCCUCACCCCUUCCCAUUGGAGCAGAAGGAAACCGAUUCGUACUAUGUGCAAUAUGUUAAAGCUGGUCCCCAAGUCCCUGAAGCAUUUGCACACACAGAUGGUUCCAGGGCUGCUUGCGACUCUGGAGGUACAGGGUAAAUGGAGAGAGAGCUCGGGAGCUAGAAACUCACAUGCACAGAGAUGUCUUUGUCCCAGAACAGACAUGGGUUGGGGGAGCCCCCAGGGGCCGGCUGUGGGACGCCUAGGAAGUAGGUAGAGGCUAACUUUGAUGAACCAAUAAAAGUACUUGGAGAAAACCCACAACACUUAGCCUGGCUCCAUGUUUCUGCACUGGAAAAUAUGGAUCUCUUUGGGCUGUGUGAGGUGCUCUCCUAGGGAUUGGAACAGGAGGCCGGGAAAUGGGGGGCUGUGAGGGAGGAGGGGGCAGAGAUGCCUUCCGAGACAUCAGCCGCAGGAGAGCCGAUGCCAGGGCCAGCCCUUGGCUGGCCUCCUUGUCAGGAGCCCUAGAAACAGGGAGCCACGGGUUUGGAUCUUGGUACCUACUUUCGUAUUAUAGAAAGACAAAAACAGCCCAGCCGAGUGAAAGGGGUUUGUGGAGUAAAUCAUUUAACUAUAAGCCAUCUCAGUGUGAGAAACGCCAAUGUUCCUUACUUCCUGCGUGACCUUGGGCCCGUUUUCUCAUCUAUCCAGUGAGAAUGUUGACUAUGAGCACUGAAGUCCCUGUCACCUGUGAGAGGCCUGGAAUCCCACCCUGGGGUGUGGGAAUCCAUCACUCCCCUGUGCAACCAGAUUCAUGCUCUGGCUGUGCCCAGCUCUUGUUCAGGGUGAGGUUUCUCUGCAAGAACCAACCAGCCACAGGUUCAAUCCCACACGGUCCUUACUGAGUUGCCUUAUAUGAGGAGGCCAGCUCCCCAGGACAGAUCUAAGCCAUAGUUCCUAGUGGGGAUGGUGAGGAAUUAAACCCCCGGGUUGGCUACGUGGCGAUGUGGAAUCAGUCUCACAUUAGCCUUGUCAUUGUCCCCACCGAACAGCUUUUAAUCUGAAUGUUGUGACCACUCGGCUGUUUCUCUCUGGUUCUCAGACAAUACUAGCAAUACACUUGUUUUUUCCAAACAGCUUAACAUAGGCACUUUUUCACACAUUUCUUUCAAAUGAUUGUAAAACAUAUGGGGCGACAGGAGGCAUCGAUCACACUGCAUAUGUUUAGGGCAGCUUUUGUUUUUUUGUUUCUUUAAUGGUAUAGCAGCAGUGAUUGAGGCUUCGGGAUUUGGGGGACAGAUUUUCAGACAUUCUCCUUCAUUAGAAUGCCCUGCACAGCCGGAAGGAGUACAAAAAUCCAACUGCCUGAAUUUGGGGCUUGGAAAAUAAGGUUUUGCAGGUGGUCAGUCCCGGGCUGUGCAACAACUCCUCCUCAAAGGGGUGUUUAUAUAGAACCCCCUCUUUGCUAUAUUUUUUUGUCAAAGGAUUCUCCGAGGAAGCUUUAAAAAGCUUCCUUUUUCACUUUACCAGCCUCGCUUAUGGGUUACUUGUGGAGGGGAUUGGUCAGUUUCCACCUCAGCACUUUGCCUUAUCAACAUGUGGUCGCCAUCUAGUGGCCAGGACUGUAUCCACCAGCUCCCCAGAUGGAAGGCAAAUACAUCUUUAUGGCCACCUUGCUGUCCAACACUUUGGGGAUGGAAUGAAAUGUAAUGGCACGGACGAACUGUCUGUGUGUUCAGAGCCCAGCGUGACGCUAGGGUCGAAAGACUCCAGAAGCAGCCACUCCGUAGGCUCUCGCGCAGACGGAGAGGUGCGCUAGCUCCCCUGUGGGCAGAGGAGACUGGAGCGGACCCUGCGUCCAGGUGCCCGGGAGGGGUUUACUGUAACUGCAAUACUGGCGGCCCGGCGGCUGCCCUUGUUAGGUGAACCUCUGCCAGGUGGCCUGCGUUACACCCUCGGGACACACGAAGAGGUUGGCUGUAAGGAUUCUGGGGCGGGGGGCCUAGCCAUGACCUUUGAUGUGGUCCACCGAAUAGCCACAUAGGGUUUUUUGUUUGAUUUUUUUGGUGUUGUAUUUUGUAUUUUAAAAUCUUGUCAGAUGCUUUUGUGUUAGGAAUAAAAAGUCAUAAUCUAUUCCCAACUUUGUUUCUUGAAGGAUAUUCCGAUUCUGAUGGAAACAGGUUGGAAAUCUCGAGGGAAGCGUGGUCAGGGUGGUGCGUGGAACAGAGACGUGGGCCGCUUGGAUUUCCAGAUGGCUUCUGGGGAAGACGGCCAUCCGGAAGUCCAGCCUAGUGCAGUCUGCUCUGGAAAUUCACACCCACCGCCCUCACCUCCUGUGCCAUGUUCUUAGCAUUGGCUUGGAGCACCUGCUUCUGCCAGAGGCAGCUGCUAAUGUUGAAACCAACACAAGAUCCCUCUCCCCAACCCCAGGUCUCUAGAGAAGGUGUCUGUAGCUAGCCUUAAUCGACUGGGCAAGGUGGUCCCUACGGUCCCUUCCAGCAUUUCCAAAUCUUGGACUCAAAUCCUUUUCUCUUGGUGUGACCAUGCAGCCUAGAGAAUUCUGAGCAAUAGCCGGGGCUUUCCCUGGCUCUGAGACAGGGUCAAACCAGGGAAUGGCUAAACUUGUGAGGUUUUGUCAUCCCCAGGGGUACUACCGUAGGGGGCAUUAUUUAUGAGGAAGCUCAAUAAGGUAACUACAGCCUGGGGUGUGUGAGUGUAAGGCUGUGUUUGUGUCGUGUGUGGGUGUGGGUGUGUGUGCGUGUGCACACACGUGUGUCUGCAUGUGUGCGUGUGUGUGUAUGUGGAAUUACAUUGAUGCAUUUCUUGAGAAAGGUGCAAGAAUUUCACCUACACAGAGGGACACAUCUGCUUUGUUAUUUAUAAUAGAAAGCUAAAUUUUAAUUUUUUAAAGGACACUGCUAAUGAUUGAGAAUCGAGUUUUUAGUUUUGCUAUUUUUUUUAAUUGGUAGAGGAUUUUUAUAUAUUUUUUCCAUUUUGUUGGGUUGUGUCCUUAUUUAUAUAAAUACUUUAUCUGUAAGAGGCAAGGAAGAAAACUUCUUUGCUUUUAAUUAUUGUGGUUGUCAUCGUCCCUGUUUUAUUUCUGGUGUGAUUUAUCUGUCUUACCUUCUAAAUGAGAAAAUGUUUUCCUGUAUUUGUACAUUGUCAGAUUCUAUAGUUUCAUAGAUAAUUUAACCAAAUUGCUCUAUGUAUUAUUAUUCUGUGAGUAUAAAGUUCUAUUUUAACGUCUGUAAAUACUUCAGAACUGGCUUCUUUUCUCAAACUCCCACUGCGGAGUUAUUGUUUACAUCACAAAAACUGUAGAAUCUCUAAGCUCAUGUACUGUAAAUAGUGAAGUGAUCUGCUUAUAAAUAAACUUAACAAAUACACUAUGGAGAUUAAAAAGAAAAUACCGCCCACA